AUGGAGCUGCGGGGGGGCGGGGAACAGCGGCCCGCCGAUAUCCACCAAGCGCUUCGGUACAAGGAGCUGAAGUUGCCUUCCUACAAAGGCCAGUCCCCUCAGCUAAGUCUCCGAAGGUAUUUUGCUGACUUGAUUGCCAUUGUGAGUAAUCGCUUCACGCUCUGCCCCUCUGCCCGACACCUGGCUGUCUAUCUGCUGGACCUGUUUAUGGAUCGCUAUGACAUCUCUAUCCAGCAGCUGCAUCUAGUUGCGCUUUCCUGUCUGCUUCUAGCAAGUAAAUUUGAAGAAAAAGAAGAUAGUGUGCCUAAGCUGGAGCAGCUCAACAGCCUGGGCUGCAUGACUAAUAUGAACCUAGUGUUAACCAAACAGAAUUUGCUGCAUAUGGAACUAUUACUGUUAGAAACCUUUCAGUGGAACCUCUGCCUUCCAACAGCUGCCCAUUUCAUCGAGUAUUAUCUCUCGGAAGCAGUACACGAAACCGAUCUUCACGACGGCUGGCCAAUGAUUUGCUUGGAAAAAACUAAGCUCUACAUGGCCAAGUACGCAGAUUAUUUCCUGGAAGUAUCUCUGCAGGAUUAUGCCUUUCUAAAUUAUGCACCUUCUUUAGUAGCUGCUGCGUGUGUGGCUUCUUCAAGGAUUAUUCUUCGGCUUUCUCCAACGUGGCCUGCAAGACUACAUCGUCUUACUGCUUACUCCUGGGAUUUCUUAGUGCAGUGUAUCGAACGGCUGUUGAUUGCUCAUGAUAAUGACGUGAAAGAAGCAAACAAACAGCGAGGACAGGCAGGACCUCAGUCAGCACAACUCAGUGUGUUCCAGGCGACCUCCCAGCCCUCGCGGCCUGUUCACUUCCAGCAGCCUCAGUAUCUCCACCAGACCCAUCAGACCGCACUGCAGUAUGGUGAAAAACAGCCGAGCUGCCAGCAGAUCGUCUCUACCACACACACCUCUUCUUACACACUACAGACGUGCCCGGCUGGCUUCCAGACGGGUGUUCAGGGCCUUGGCCACGUGCAGACUGGCGUUGGGAUGUCUUUGGCCAUCCCAGUCGAAGUUAAGCCCUGCCUAAGUGUUUCCUAUAACCGGAGCUAUCAGAUUAAUGAACAUUACCCUUGUAUUACUCCGUGCUUCGAAAGGUGAUUACAUACAGAGGUCGUGACACACCCAGACUGUUUUGUGACUUGAAGCUUUGGGGCAGGCUUUUUAGAAAAUCUUCUAAAGGAAAGGGUUCCAAAUGACAUCAGAACUCUUCAGGUACCCGUACCAAGAUGGCUGACUAUCCCUUUCACUGUGCGAUGAAUACCUGGAAGAUCUAAGCAAACACAGCGUGCGUGCCACAUCCUGUUUCACCAGAUCUCUUUAUACAGGUGUUCAGGCCCCAGCUGAUGGUCCAAAUAUUCCAGAAAUAGUCAAUACUACAGAAAAUUUGGACAGACUGCAAUUUGCCAUUUUGAGAUUUGACCUGUGGAAGGCUCUGGGCCUAAUGCUGGCUUCUGUGUUAAAGACUAAUGUUUAUUUGUGGACUUGCCAAACAGUCUUUUAUGAAGGAAAGUAACAGUAUUAAUUUUUGAAGAGGUCCUUUUCUUUUUUUUAUUAUCCUGCAGUUUUGAGUUUUUUUGAUAUACAGAUGAAUUUUUUGACUAAGCAUAAACUCAUAAAUUGCUGUAUCAAAUCUGUGCAGUUAAAACGAUUUUAGAUGAUUAACUAUAACUCCCUGUCAUUAAUAGUCUAAGUAUCUGGAUUUACAUACUAAAGUUAAGGGCGGAGUAGAUCUGUUAUCCUAAAUGAUGGUCAUAAUUCUUUGUUUUUUGUUUUUUCCCUAAGUGACCAACCUCAGAUCUUUAGAAUUAAAAGACAUUUAACUCAGGGACUUUGUACUACUUGGAAACACUUAACUGUAAUGCAGCAUGCUUUGGGAGUGCUAUGGUAUGAACGACCUUUGUAACCUAGGGUGAAGUGUUCCUGCUAGGAUAGGGUGUGCUUUCAAAUGAGAACGUUCUGUCGUAGCUCAGAAGGAAGCAGUGGUUCUUGUGAUUGCUGAUACGUAUGUAGGUUUGCACUUUUCAGUGCAAUCAGUGAUUUGUACGUAGAUUUCGUAUUACUCUAAAAAAAGUUUUUUUCACGAGGGGGUCUAGCUAUAAAAUGUCAGUGCUAGAACAGAGCCCUGCAGGGUUGUUUCCGAGCAGAGUGUGGCCCGGGUGGCUCUCAGGCUGUGCUAGAACAGAGCCCUGCAGGUUUGUUUCGGAGUGGAGUGUGGCCGGGGUGGCUCCUGGGCUGUUCUGGAGCAGCACUUUGUCACGAGGGAGGCAGGUUUCCUAUGUAGCCUUCGAGUCCAGCUGGUCAGUCUGAGCCGGCAGAGGAACUGCUUACUAACCUUCAGCAGCUGCUUGGACUGGAUUAACCCCUACGACCGCCCUGGGACAUGGCGCUGUCCUGCUAA
Molecule: messenger RNA, 2437 nt
Organism: Tupaia belangeri chinensis (Chinese tree shrew)
Lineage: Eukaryota; Metazoa; Chordata; Mammalia; Scandentia; Tupaiidae
Gene: CCNJ
Product: cyclin J
Source: RefSeq, a predicted model, not a curated record